UGUCCCUUUCUCAGCCUUCUAACCUCCUCUCCGCCAUCCAACUUAACUCCCGCAACAGCUUCCCUUUCUUCCCCUGUUGUUUGCCACUCACCUCAUCUGGAAUUUAUUCCAUUUGAUAAUUUUAAUCCCAAUCCUUUGCUAAUCCUCUUGAUUUGAAGAUGGCCGAAAUCCGUCGCAAGCUUGUCAUCGUCGGUGAUGGUGCCUGCGGUAAGACUUGUCUUUUGAUUGUCUUCUCCAAGGGUACCUUCCCUGAGGUUUAUGUCCCCACUGUCUUCGAGAACUAUGUUGCCGAUGUCGAGGUUGAUGGCAAGCGUGUCGAGCUCGCUCUUUGGGAUACGGCUGGUCAGGAAGAUUAUGACCGUCUCCGUCCUCUCUCGUACCCCGACUCUCACGUCAUCUUGAUCUGCUUCGCAGUUGACUCGCCUGAUUCCCUUGACAACGUUCAGGAGAAGUGGAUUUCCGAGGUGCUUCACUUCUGCCAGGGACUCCCUAUCAUUCUCGUCGGAUGCAAGAAGGAUCUUCGCAAUGACCCUAAGACCAUUGAGGAAUUGACCAAGACCUCCCAGAAGCCAGUCACCGCCGAACAGGGUGAGGAAGUUCGCAAGAAGAUCGGAGCUUACAAGUACCUCGAAUGCUCUGCACGAACCAACGAGGGUGUCCGUGAGGUCUUCGAGGCUGCCACCCGGGCUGCUCUCUUGACCAAGACCCACAAGAAGAAGAAGGGGUGCACCAUCCUGUAAACUAGUUUUGUCUCCUUCACAAAAGGUCUGUGUUUAAUGCGGAGAUUAUAUGAACGGAUAAGGGUAUCGACUAUUUGGUGUUUUCUUUUACUCAGA
Messenger RNA from Aspergillus pseudonomiae, 836 nucleotides. It is a transcript of the gene rho1, whose product is annotated as Rho family GTPase RHO1. The transcript is spliced from 5 exons. Lineage: Eukaryota; Fungi; Ascomycota; Eurotiomycetes; Eurotiales; Aspergillaceae. Gene Ontology annotation, biological process: small GTPase-mediated signal transduction. The record is from RefSeq and is a predicted model, not a curated record. Gene Ontology annotation, molecular function: GTPase activity; GTP binding. Bases 159 to 740 code for a protein of 193 amino acids.